UAACAGAAAAGCCCUCACAGCAAGCAUCUAAGAGACUUUCUCUCUCAGAGAAAUCUUGUUCAAACCCAAUGCCUAUGUCCUUUAUUUGUCUCUUGUCUAUUUCUUUCUUCUCAUCCUUUUUCUUCCUUAUAAUACCCCAUCUUUUGUGUUGCAGUACUGAACAUUGAUCUCUCUCUUCUUACAUCUUAAUUCAGUCUUUCCAUGGAAACCAACCAUCACCUCGAAGAUUCCAAGAGCUCUAGCGAGGAGACCGAUCAGUCGGACGACACCGGCACCGGACAGACCUACGAGUGUGUGUUUUGCAAGAGAGGGUUCACGACAGCACAAGCCUUGGGAGGGCACAUGAAUAUCCACAGGAAAGAUAGAGCCAAGAACAGUCGGCCUAGCUCGAUUCCUAUAGUUCGCGAAGUCAUCAACGACGAGAGUUAUUCGAGCCUUAGAUCGUCGUAUUCGUAUCCGCCGAUCCAAAGCUAUCAGCCAAAUUAUGUAAGUUAUCAAGCUCUUUUCCCAGCUUCAUCGGGUUGGGGUUUUAGACCCCAACACACACACAAUGGGAACGAACUGUUUGUCGAAAAUUCACGGCAAAUGAAUCCGUUAAGAGUCAACGAGGAUUGGCCUCGGAGUCUCAACUUGAGAAUCGGUCCUUCACAUGUAGACGAUAAUGAAAACAAGAAGGCUGAUGGAAGUAGUCAAGAGGAUGAAUUAGAUUUGGAGCUUCGAUUAGGUCAAUAUCCAUAGUAUAUGUUCAUAUAUGUUUGAUAAUUGGUACUACUAAGAAUCAAGAAAUUUCCUCUCUCUAUAUAUGUACAGUAUGGAAUAUUCUUUAUGAAGUAACAGCCAGGUAGCUAGGAGAGAUAUAUAUUUGCUGAUAUGGGAAAAGUUUAAGAGAGUACCACAUGAAGUUGUUUCACCCACAAUUCCCACAUCGAUCAAUAAAUGUAUGCGUACCAAUUUCGGCCUAUUUUAGGGUGCCAAGUAAGAAGUAUAAUGAGGAGAAAGAAGAAGAAAAGGAGUUUCUUUUCCAUGCCUAAUGCUUCAGAACUUGGAUUCUGUAAGAUCUUCUUCUUUUAUAUUCUAUGUGCUCUUUUGCACUAUCUU
Hibiscus syriacus is the source of this 1098-nucleotide messenger RNA. Its product is annotated as transcriptional regulator TAC1-like. Bases 202 to 738 code for a protein of 178 amino acids. Lineage: Eukaryota; Viridiplantae; Streptophyta; Magnoliopsida; Malvales; Malvaceae. The record is from RefSeq and is a predicted model, not a curated record. The transcript has a single exon.